UUUAUACAAAGUAAUGUAGACUACUUAUUGGCAUAUUUAUAGUUCAAAAAGCAGACGCUGAUCCAACUACAGGGCGACCAUCAGUCGUAACCAACUUCAAUAAUUGCUUAUCCGGCUACAUUGGAGACCGAAAUAAGAUAGUAUUGUUUUUGGACUACGACGGAACAUUAACUCCAAUCGUUGCAAGUCCUGAAUUGGCUACAAUACCCGAUGAGACUAAAUCCGUUUUACAAACAUUGGCCGAAAUGCCAAAUGUGAAAAUAGCGAUAAUUUCGGGACGAGGCUUACGUGAUCUUAAGGAUAUGGUCAAUGUCGAAGGUUUGACUUAUGCUGGUAACACUGGCCUUGACAUUAGUUUUCCCGAUGGUGGCGAAUUUAAAUAUCCAAUAUCCGAAGAGGAUCAAGGAAAAUUAAAAAAAUUGAUAAAAACUCUCAAAAACGAGGUUUGCAAAGAUGGUGCUAAGAUGGAAGACAAAGGAUGUACGGCGACCUACCAUUACCGUGCUGUACCUGAUGGUUUACAUGCUGAACUGGUGCACAGUGCUCGGUCUCUCAUUUUAGCCGCUGGGUUUAAAGCUGGUAAUGCUCAUUGCGCUAUUGAAAUAAUUCCUAGUAAAGUAGAUUGGGACAAAGGGGAUGCAUCUUUACUUAUUUUAAGCAAAUUCUUCCCAAGUAAUUGGAGGGAAAUUCCUACAAUUUAUGUUGGAGAUGAUGUGAAUGACGAAUGCGCUAUGAAGAUUUCAAAUGAAACAAUCGUAAUCAUACAGAUAAUUACUGAAAUAGUGGAUUCACACACAGUUAUGCCAUUAGGUUACAACGCAAAUAAUAAUAGAUUACCAGUUAAAAAAGCAGACGCUGAGCCAACUACAGGGCGACCAUCAGUCGUAACCAACUUCAAUAAUUGCUUAUCCGGCUACAUUGGAGACCGAAAUAAGAUAGUAUUGUUUUUGGACUACGACGGAACAUUAACUCCAAUCGUUGCAAGUCCUGAAUUGGCUACAAUACCCAAGGACACUAUAAAAGUUUUAGAAACAUUGGCCGGAAUGCCAAAUGUGAAAAUAGCAAUAAUUUCGGGACGAGGAUUAAGUGAUCUUAAAAAUAUGGUCAAUGUCGAAGGUUUGACUUAUGCUGGUAACACUGGCCUUGACAUUAGUUUUCCUGAUGGUGGCGAAUUUAAAUAUCCAAUAUCCGCAGCGGUUAAAGGAAAAUUAAAAAAAUUGAUAAAAACUCUCAAAAACGAGGUUUGCAAAGAUGGUGCUAAGAUGGAAGACAAAGGAUGUACGGCGACCUACCAUUACCGUGCUGUACCUGACGGUUUACGUGCUGAACUGGUGCACAGUGCUCGGUCUCUCAUUUUAGCCGCUGGGUUUAAAGCUGGUAAUGCUCAUUGCGCUAUUGAAAUAAUUCCUAGUAAUGUAGAUUGGGACAAAGGGGAUGCAUCUUUACUUAUUUUAAGCAAAUUCUUCCCAAAUAAUUGGAGGGAAAUUCCUACAAUUUAUGUUGGAGAUGAUGUGAAUGACGAAUGCGCUAUGAAGGCAUUGGCAGACACGGCUGUUACAUUCCGCGUAGCUGAAACUGGUGAUUUUGACACCUUCGCUCAACACCGUUUACUGAAGCCCAAGAGUGUGUUAAAUAUGCUUAAAUGGGUGAAAACACAUUUCACUAAUAAAACUUAGAAAACUAAAAACUUAGUAACAUUUAACAACUAUUAUACCUGAAAUUAGUUUUGGCCCAUUAGCAUUUCACCUAGAUACUUCCAUAAAAUUGAUACUUGUGAAU
Messenger RNA from Adelges cooleyi (spruce gall adelgid), 1779 nucleotides. RefSeq lists its product as uncharacterized. Gene Ontology annotation, biological process: trehalose biosynthetic process. Lineage: Eukaryota; Metazoa; Arthropoda; Insecta; Hemiptera; Adelgidae. The transcript is spliced from 10 exons. Gene Ontology annotation, molecular function: trehalose-phosphatase activity. Bases 246 to 1676 code for a protein of 476 amino acids. The record is from RefSeq and is a predicted model, not a curated record.